Molecule: messenger RNA, 984 nt
Organism: Halichondria panicea
Lineage: Eukaryota; Metazoa; Porifera; Demospongiae; Suberitida; Halichondriidae
Exons: 5
Coding region: 319-984 (221 amino acids)
Biological process (GO): signal transduction
Molecular function (GO): protein binding
Source: RefSeq, a predicted model, not a curated record
ACAUGGGGAUCUCUGUGGAGUUGUGGAGAGCUCGCAUUGGGCUGUUCAGUGGUGGGAGGGGAUCGCGACCACACAGUAAAGCUCCCUCGACAAAACACCAGCCUCUACACUUCAGUGAUACAGUGGGUACUACUGUGAAAGUGGUUCAAGGAGGAUUGCUUUUAUUGUAUAUUCUCACAUUUCUGAGCUCUCAAGAUAAAACUGAAUUCCUAAAACGUGAACGUUGGUCUUCUUGUGGUAUCAAUUGCUGUGUUGCUCCACUCUCUUUCCCACCUCUUGCUGUUAGCUGGAGACAUUGAGAGCAAUCCUGGGCCUCGAAUGGAUAACACACUAACAAUGGAUGAUUUAAACGAAGCUCACACUAAACUGUACGACUCUCGGAACAAAUGGUUUGAGAUUGGGCAAGCUCUACAUGUUGAUGAUGUCACAUUAGAUAGCAUCAGAAAGCGGUAUGCUAAUGAUGGCAGCACCUGUCUUCGUGAAAUGCUUGAUCACCGUUUGAAAUCAGUGUUUCCUCUAACCUGGAAGGAGUUACUUAAUACUCAGUAUGCAUAUCUGUCAUUAGGAUCAUCUGCUCAACCAGUGAGUACAGUUCUUCAAGUGCUAUUGGACAAAUAUCAACUCAGUCCUUCUCAAGUCGACUGUCAAAUUCAACAAACGCACAUACCACAUUUGGCUGCCUUUUUUGAUAAUGUUGGUUUCUAUGUCGAUGUGAUGGAAUUAACCCCUGGUGAACAAACCGAUGCCAAAAGUGCAGAAGCUAAUCAAUUAGCCGUGAUCAAGUGCUUGAAACUCUGGAAAGGAAAGAAUCCUGCACGAGCGACAUUCAGGACCCUUCUGGAGAUGUUGGUAAAGUUAAGGAAGGAAGAGAUUGUUGAUCAAAUCUGCCAAUACUUAAAAGAGGAUAUCAUCACCUCACUUCCAACACAGUCUAGUAUUCAAGAAGCAUCUAACUCACCUGAAGGGUAUAAGAAGGUAUUAUGA